Molecule: messenger RNA, 1134 nt
Organism: Aphanomyces astaci
Lineage: Eukaryota; Oomycota; Saprolegniomycetes; Saprolegniales; Verrucalvaceae
Exons: 4
Coding region: 1-1134 (377 amino acids)
Source: RefSeq, a predicted model, not a curated record
AUGCCCUCCACCACCGCCAUCAGUGACGACGACUACGACGAGAUAGCCAGCUACAUUCGUCAGGAGCGACCUAGAAGUUUAACAAAGGAAGAACGUCUUGACAUACUGCGACUUCAUGCCGAACUUCGCCGUGACGGUCAAAUGCAAGUGUCUUCUACCAUCGGCCGCCUGCUCGGUCGAAGCCAAAAGGAUGUCAUGGCGUUGUUGCUGGAAGCCAAGAUCAUUCACUACGAUGUCAAUUGCAAACCUGAGGCCGUCAACUGCCUUCGACGUGUCCAACAAUUCCUCGUGAAGCUCGGAUUCAAGCGGGGGAAGCGUCGGGGUCACGCUGCAUAUGCCAUGUCAAGUGCCCAUGCAACAGCUCGUGACGUGUAUGUUCAACACAUGAUGCAAUUGGCUCCUGCGACACCUGUGGUGUACUUAGAUGAGAGCUACAUUCAUCAUCACUACGCACGCCACCACGAUUCCCUAUACGACCCCACGGACAAUGGCCCCACCAAAGAAAUGCAUAAGGGUCGCCGGUUCUGUUUUAUUGCUGGUAUCAUGGCCGCUAGUCCCACUGAAUCCGUUGUCGUUGGCCUAGACCACUCCGCGUUCAUCCAGUCGACCACUACUAUAUCCUCCAUCAAGACCGCAGCGCAUGAAGCGGUCCUCGCACUUCUGCGAGGACCGCCGAUCUUGGCAGCCACGUUUAUCGAAGAAACGUGCAACUUGAACGACCUACCUCGGACGUCUUCCGAGACGCUUGCCCUGCCGGAGAUGAGCUUCCACUGGCUUGUGGAAUCUCUCCGCGCCCAUGAUAUCGCCACGAUGGCGAUGAUUACUGUCGAAGGAGAGAUGGAUCUCUUUUCGACCUCGACCGUGGAUGACUCGGUUCCCGCCGCUCCUUUGAAGUCCCAGACGUGGGGCUCCCUGCGUUCGAACCCUUACUACGACCUCUUCAAAGAGUUGAGGACGUCUUCCCCGACGAAGUGCCCCCCGACUACCUGCCGACAAGGGUUUCCAACAAGAGAUCGGCCUCUCGACGCCAUCGACGCCUUCUUCGCGGCCCGCAAGGUGGCGGGUCACGUCCGCGACAGCAUUUCCCCUCACAAUAGCCCGACCUUAUGUGUGAAGAAGCCAGGCGGGAAAUGA